Molecule: messenger RNA, 1657 nt
Organism: Trichogramma pretiosum
Lineage: Eukaryota; Metazoa; Arthropoda; Insecta; Hymenoptera; Trichogrammatidae
Exons: 2
Coding region: 44-1348 (434 amino acids)
Source: RefSeq, a predicted model, not a curated record
GUUUAGUUCGCGAUCGUCGAUCGACGAGUGCGCACCUGGCAAAAUGAAGUUUACCACGAGUUUGAUUGUUGUGCUGGGCUUGAGCUGCUUCUGCAGUUCGUGGGUUCAAGCUGCCGUCUCCGAGACCAGCGUGAAUCACAAGUUCCCGGGCAAGACGUUCACGGCGUCGAGCGACUCGCCCGCCCAGAACUCGACCAUCGUCUACGCCUCGUGCUCAUUGGAAAAUGAACAAGCUCUAUCGGCCGACUGCGAACUCGUCGCCGAGACUCUGCUACCCGACGACCAGAGCCAGGGUCAGAUGUGCCGCAUGAAACUCGGCGGCAGCCCCGACAAGCUCGAGCACAUCCUCAUCGAGAGUCUCCAGGUGGUCUGGUUGGCUCGUCAGCGUGCCCUGGUGGGCUGGCUCGCCACCGCCGGCCAAGGCCGCACCAAUCAGUACGUCCUGCGCGGCCUGAUCGUCGACAUGCCGAGCUGCAGGCAGCGCGAGACCCCGAACUUCGUCAACGCGUUCGGCGGCCACGAGAGACGCUACGCCGUGACGAAUCGCGGCUUCAACGUGCUGUACAGCGGACCCGAUCUGACCCUCGCAACGGUGGCCUUCGACGAUGCCGGCAGACGCUCCGACUACUACUCGCUGGCCCGCGGACCCAAUGAUCUGGGCACCCUCGAGUCCAAGUUCUUCCCCAUCGAGGGCGGCAACAAAGGAUUCCUGCUGCUCCAGUCGGACUUCAACGCCGACGUUCAAGUUAGCGUGGUCGCUCCCGAUGCUACGAAAAAGAUCCUGGCCUCGUACAAGGAGGCCUACGGCUACAACAAGCCCGGCGUCGACUACACCGUGGGCUCCACGGCCCACCAGAGAAUCGGCUACUGCGUGCACAGCCACGAGCGCAAGACCCACUGCGCCCAGCACGACCUCCAGGGCAAGCAGCUCGCCCGCACCGUCCUGCCCUUCGACUACAACAUCUACGGCACGGCGAUGCACAAUCUGCCCCAGGGUGGCUUCCUGCUGCUGACGACGCGCUGCGACGAGGCCACCUUCAUGGCGACCAAGUGCGACCUCGACAAUCUGCCCAAGGACAACGAGGCCGAGCUCGAGCGCGUCGUGCGCCGCGGCAGCUCGCACGAGAUCACCAAGGUCGACGCCGAGGGCAGGAUAGUGGGCAGCUUCCGGGCGCCGCGCUUCCAGUGCGGACUCACCGCCCACCUGGUCCGAGCCCAGUUCUACGAGCAGCAGGACGGCAAGCAGGGCCAGUGUCUGGUCGUCGUCUGCCAGAGCAAGUACGAGGGCUUCGAGGGACUGCGCGCCAAGAGGAUCUGCUUCGACGAUCGCGACUUCGUGCCGCAAUAAGAGGAGAGCUUACAUUCUGUUAGCUCGUUUUGUUUUCUUGUGCACUGUUUGCAUCCUAUAACGCAAAUAAUGCAACCGAUGCGCGCCAUCCGACGUACACACACACACACAAACAUUUGUUAUCGCGAAUGAUGUUAUAUCGAACACUAUAUCUUGCAGUAUUACAUCGAUUAUCGUAAACAUUUAAUCAUUAAGUAAUGAUAAACGUCGCCAGACAACAACAAUUAACCUUACCAAGAUAUUGUUAAUCGUCGAUUAUAUGUAUUAAAGACUCAAUUUUUUUUAUACCGAUUCAGAGGCUCUUUUUUA